AUGGAAAGGGGCGUAAUAUCGGAUAAAGCUAUCGAAAAUGGGGAAUGGCAUAGAUGGUUUGAGCAGUGUAGACCCAAGGUAGAUGACAGUUAUGAAAGCGGAAAUCAAGAUGAGGAAGAUAAACAAGAGACUAACCACGUAGAACCAGGGCAUGAGAAUGGAGGCGAAGUAAGCAGCGCAAACGACUGCCCUGGAUCUUGUAUUCCUCGUCGAUCACAAAGGCUACGAAGACCUAACCCCAGAUAUAUUGACUAUGAAAU
This is a messenger RNA of Paramuricea clavata, 260 nucleotides long. The record is from the annotation of a GenBank genome assembly. NCBI's taxonomy places the organism in Eukaryota, Metazoa, Cnidaria, Anthozoa, Malacalcyonacea, Plexauridae.